CCGAACAUAAAUCCGGUCUUCCCCUCUCUCUCUCUCUCUACUUCUUCCUCGUCGUCUUCCAUGGCGUCCACCCGUGAGGGCCACUACAGAGGAGUGAGAAAGCGGCCGUGGGGCCGCUACGCCGCCGAGAUUCGCGACCCGUGGAAGAAAACCCGCGUUUGGUUGGGCACUUUCGACACCCCGGAAGAAGCCGCCUUAGCCUACGACGGCGCCGCCAGGUCCCUCCGGGGAACCAAGGCUAAGACCAAUUUCCCUCUUCCGCCCUUCGUCCCGCCUCCGCUUCCGCCGCCGCCGUCCUUCCCGCUGGAUCUAAACAACCUCCCGUCCGACCAACACCUCCGCAGCUAUUGGCCUCCGCCGCCUGGCCGCCGCUUCAUGAUUGGAGAGUUCCUCCAGACCUGUGUGCCCAAGGCGGCCUUCGUGCACCCGCCUCUGCCUCCCCUGAAGGUAGUGGGUGCCGCCGCUGCCUCCCCUACUCCGGCAGCCGAACACGGCGGCGAGGCGAACGUGUUUGCAGCCGUUUCCAGGCGCGGCCUGCCGAUCGACUUGAACGAGCCACCGCCGAUGUGGAUGUAACGUUUCGUGUGCAUUUUCUCUACUCUAUUUUUCACUUCUCAUGGGAGAAGAUCCCGGCCCGAAUAUUUGUGAAAAUGAUUAUGAUGAAGAAUUUUCUGUAUAUAUUUUUGUUUUCAUGGAUGAUGAUUUUGGUAAUGACUAUUUUAAUUCUACAACUUUAUUUUUGUUGAUUCCUCGCUAUUAGCAUAUUAUUACUGUGUAUUUUUAUGCCUUGACCAAUUAAUUUUGCCCCGAUUU
Cuscuta campestris is the source of this 813-nucleotide messenger RNA. NCBI's taxonomy places the organism in Eukaryota, Viridiplantae, Streptophyta, Magnoliopsida, Solanales, Convolvulaceae. The record is from the annotation of a GenBank genome assembly.